Molecule: messenger RNA, 2224 nt
Organism: Drosophila novamexicana
Lineage: Eukaryota; Metazoa; Arthropoda; Insecta; Diptera; Drosophilidae
Product: fibrous sheath CABYR-binding protein
Exons: 6
Coding region: 97-2154 (685 amino acids)
Source: RefSeq, a predicted model, not a curated record
AUUUUAACAAAAAUUUGGCUUUUUUAUGAAAAUUAUUAUAAAAUAUUUGGAUUUUAAAUUGCAUAUGAAUGAGUCUGUACGUAAUCCGAACAGACCAUGGCAAGGAGAGGAGGAGCGCAACAGUUACAGGUUGAAAUUAAAACCGACGAAGAACUGGACAAAUUUUUGACCCGCCCAGGAUUGCUCAUUUUGGAAGUCUACUCAGAUUGGUGUGGCCCAUGUCUUGGAAUGCUUGGUACCUUGCGUAGAGUAAAACUCGAAAUGGGAGGCGAUAACAUGCACCUGGCAAUUUGCAAAUCUGAUACUGUGACAGCUCUAAAGCGGUUCAACAAAAAAAGUGAACCUACGUGGCUUUUUGCUGUGAACGGCAGGGCUGUAAAUAUUUUCUAUGGGUCAGAUGCUCCAAAAUUAGUAUCCCUUAUACUAAAGGAGCUUGAAAAAGCGUUACAAAAUGUUUCGCGACCAACCUACGGCAUUGCAGAACUUCAGCCGGUUGAAGCUGAAGCACUGAAGGUCAAAAUGGAGGCAACUGAAAAGGCUGAACGCAUUGAGCGGGAAAAGCAACAUAAGAAAAAAAUUGAUUAUCUGAACCAUUGUACAGAUAUAAUAAUGGAAAAUUUGCCUGAUAUUGGUGUAACUGUUUUUGGACCACAAGUUUCUCGGGAUAUGUUUAAAAAGCUUUCCGAGCCAGCUGAACAUCUCAAAAUGCAAUGCAAAGACCGAAAGUAUCUCGAAGUCUGUGCAGCAGAUUUUGAUAUCAUUAACUAUGCUUGCAAGAAUCCGUUGUCCCCUGACAUUAUUGAGCAACUGGAUGGCAAGGAAUUGCUUGUGUGCUUCUGGAAAAUAGACGAGUCCUCUGGGCCUAUACCACAUGUGCUUGCAAUCUACGCGCAUGAACUAACAAAGGAAAGAGUUGCCCCGCCUGAUGAGGAAAUUAAUGUACCACAUCCUAUACCGCCAAUUAUAUCACCUUUGAAGGUGAAAUUCGAGGUGGAAGUGGAAGAGGGAGAAAUUUGGGUUGAGGAAAUUAGUUCAGAAGAAGAGGCCAGAAUAAAGGCUGCCGAAAGAAAAGCAGCUGAAAAAUCAAAAUCUGCUCUUCGCCUGCAAGACGAGUCUCGAAAGGAUCAAGAGCCGGGGGAGGACGAUGGCGAGGAAGAGGCUAGUGAAGAAGAAGAGGUAGUACAAGCUGCACAGCCAGCAUUCCCUGGCAUGGCGCUUGAUUUAGAUUUGGGUCUUGACGAUAACGUUGCUAGCGAAGAGGAGAUGGUGGAAGAAGAAGAAGAACCACCAAAGCCUCUAACUCGUACAAAGCGUGUUAAGAUUCCGCCUAUAUGGGUUGCCAAUAACCGUCGCACCCAUGCUGCCUUGAUCUACGUGUUCUUCCGUAGCCAAACUGCCGGAUUCUUACCACCAGAUCCACCACCAGAGCCGCCGCAUAUCAUAAUGGCAUUCGAAGCUUUCAAACGGGAUGAUAUUAUGGAAGUUGUGGAAACCAUUCGAGAAGACAUACCUCAAUAUGGUUUCUUCACUAAUGAUACUCCAGGAGAGGCAAAACUAAUAACAAACUCUAUAUUUAAAUAUGACGAGAUUCAGGAACCCACAUCGGGCGACAGAUUCGUGCUGAAAGUUAACAAAGUACAAUCAUAUACGAUGCUGUCUUUGGUGCAAUUUGAGCCUACCUACUGUAGUGGCAAUGUUAAAGCCGGCCGCUUGGAUGCACUCAAAUUCUUUCCAGAAGACUAUAAGACGGAUGAUGACAUACCGCCUGAAGCAGAGAAGAAGCCCAAAAAGAAAAAGAAAAUUCAAAUGGAACAAGAAGCAGAACAGGUUGGGUCGCGUGCUCCGUCCACUGAGUUGGAGAAAGGCAUUGAGUCCGUCCCAGUUGAAGGUGCGACCGCGGAAGAGGCACCUAAAGGUCCAGAAGGCGAGGCGCAGCCGGGCGAUACUCAGCCGACCGAAGCAGGGCCGACUGAAGCUCCAGCAACCACUGAUCCAGCUGCUGUACCGCCAGAGGGAGCACCUCAACCUACCGAAGGCACCGCCGUACAGGAGCCACCCAAAGAAGAAACUACUGCUGAACCAGCAGAACCACCUGCUGUGGAUGCUCCGCCACCAGCUCCAGAACCGCCAUCCGAACCUGCACCAGCUGAAUAGUUUGUUUAUAUGUAUCCAUGUACAAAACUUUUGUAACUAAAUUUCUGAUAAAUAGUCACUUCACUUAAAA